ACGGCCGAGUGAUAACGAUCAGACCGAUCAGUAGGCGAGCAGCGCGCUAGUGUGUGUCGCCCGUCGUGCGCGCUCGAAACUAUUUAUUAUUAUUAUUAUUAUUAUUAUUAUUAUCACUGUUGUGUUUAUCAUAUUAUUAUUUAAUAAUAAUAAUAAUAACAUUUUUUAACAUUAUAAUAAAUUAUAAUAAUAACGUUAUAUUGUACACAACGACGUCGACAACCACCGGUGACGUUCAGUGCAGCAGUGUCCAGACCAGUGUAAUAUCACUGGUCCAUGGUCCAGUACGCCACAAAACGACAACAUACGUCUACCCCGGACCCGUUGGCCACCACAGGAUCGAUCGCGUCUCGUCGCUUUUCAAUUCUCCCCUGCGAGAAAUACGUCCGUCCGACCGGCAGUCGACCAUAACGAAGAGAUUUAACCGCUUCGACCAAUUAAAAACGAGUACUACAGCAGAACACACCUGUCAUCUCAGCUUUCCUUUUGUCCACAACACCGUUCACCGCUCUUCCCAACGACUACCCUCGAUACAACCCCGCUCAGGGAUUUCGUUCUUAAUCAACCGCACUGUUUGUAUAAUGAAUAUUAGUUAUCUAUGGCAAAGAUGAGGUAUGCAGAUAUGCCCAGAGAUGUUUCUAUUGACAAUUUCCCUUCGCUUAACGUGUCUGAGAAAGUAAAGUCAAAGGCAUACGAUGAUGAUGAUAAAUUAGAACACUUAGUUUCCAACACAGAGUAUAGAAAAUUAACCACAUACAACUCUUUGAAAAAACAUCCAUCAAAUUUCUCAACUCCGUCGUGUGAACAAAGGCAUAGAAGACGUCUUUCAGAAACAUUAACAUGUGGUUUAGCAAGACAAUGUAAAACUCACAGUCUUCCUUGUAACAUGACAUUAAAACAUCCUUAUAGUGUUUCGCCGGUUGAUGAAAAAGAUGUUGAUAAGACUAAAGGUGUUUUGUCUCCUGGUAUACUUCCAGAAGAUUGGGCUGCCCAACUCACAUUAUUAGAUUUAAGUAUAUUCAGUCAAAUAUCUCCAGAAGAGUUGUCUUCGUGUUCUUGGAACAAAAAGCAAAAAUUAGAAGUUGCGCCAAAUGUAGUAGCAUUUACUAGGCAAUUCAACCAUGUAUCAUUUUGGGUUGUUCAAGAAAUAUUGAAAGGCACCACUCCAAAACUGCGUGCUGAUCUCAUCACUCAGUUUAUAAAGAUCUCCAAAAAAUUAUAUGACCUUAAUAAUUUCCAUUCAUUAUUUGCUGUUAUUUCCUCCCUUCAAAGUGCUUCAGUUUAUAGGCUAUCUAAAUCAUGGAACAAUGUGUCAAAGAAAGAUCGGCAAUCAUUUGAUAAAUUAGCCAAUGUUUUCUCAGAAUGUAAUAAUUGGAGGAAUCUUCGGGAUCAUCUAGAAACCUUACGUUUACCAUGCAUACCUUAUUUAGGUGUAUUUUUGACUGAUUUGGUGUAUGUUGAUAUGGCACAUCCUCAUAAAAGUAGUGGCUUAUUAGAAUCCGAAGCAAGGCGACUGAAAAUGAAUAACAUUCUAAGAGUAAUAUCACAUAUGCAGCAGAGUCGAUAUGAUCAUUUGAUUCGGUUUUCUAGAAUAAAUGAUUAUUUAAACUCAAUUAGAUAUAUUGAAGAACUGCAUAAGUUUGUUCAAGAUGAUCAAUAUAAAUUAUCAUUAAAGUUAGAACCUUUAUCCUGCCAAACAGAAAACUCUAGAGGUUCCAAGGAAUCUGUCAAUCAAGUGUUGUUAGAUUCAUUGAGUUUAUCACCAGCAAAAUCAACAGACUUAAUGCGAAUAAGAAAAUUUUCUUUAUGCAAGCAGCAGCAGCAGCAGAAAACAAAUUGUUCAAAAUAUCGCAGUGCAAGUUUACCGCGUAGUUUUCUUAAAAAACCUGUGAAUCAAUCUGCAGUGUGUAAUAAUAAUAGCUUGAUCCAUAAAUCUGAUGAAGGAAUAUUGUCAACUGUAAACUCAAGGAAUUUACUUGAUGACUCGCUCAUUGAAGAGAAUACAUUAGAUCUGUCUAACUUAAAUCUAUCACCCUCUCAAACAUUGAAAGGAGCCCAUAAAAUAAGUUUAGAAAGUUGUUUAAGGCGUAAAGUGGUUUUGAAAAAUGGACGAAAACCAGCUGUGACAACUUGGCAGCGUUAUUGGAUACAACUAUGGGCAUCGGUAUUAAUUUAUUAUUCACCCAAGUCAUUUAAAGGUUGUAAUAGAAAUGACUUUAAACGAGAGCCAUGCAAACUUUGUCCGUUAAAAGGAUGUACUAUUAGUCUUGGUGAUAAUCCAGAUACAUUUUUAAUCAAGCAUCCUGAUCAAAGAAAUACUUAUAAGUUUCGAGCUGAGAGUGACAAUACAGCUUUACAGUGGUAUAGAAGAUUGUACCAUGCAGCACAGUCAGUACACCAACCCGACACUAAAUUACCCGAUAACCUUAUAAGUUUCGACUGAUUAGUUUUUAAAUUUCAUGUGAGUUUUUUACUUAAAAAUAGAAAAAAAAACAACUUAAAAAUCAGAUUAUUUUAUGAACACAACCUUUGAGGUUAAUAUAAUACAUUAUAAUAUAAAUAAUAUCUAUAUAAAAGUUAAAUUGUACUAAAAGUGAUAAUCGUUACCAAAGAUGAUUUUUAGAUAGAAUAAUAUAAAUAUAAAUAUAAAAUAUUAAGAUUAAGUUAGGUUAGUGUAAGUGGUUUAAUAUAGAUUGAAAUUGCAAUAAAUUAAAAAAAUGACACAAUAUUUUAAAACACAUAUCAGAUGUUUUAAAAUUAAAGACUUAUCUUUUUUGAAAAACAUACAAUACAUUUCUAUAUGAAGUAUGAAGUAUAUAAUAUUUUUUACAUUUUUUGCCUCUUGCCUAAAAAUAAAAUUAUAAAAUUUCUUGCCAUAUAAUUAAUUGUGUUGGGAUUUUAACAUACUUAAUUGAGUUAAUUUACCUGAUUGAUUUUAAUUGUUUACAACUUCAAAUGUAUGUUUAUCAACAUUUUAUAUUUUAAUUGCUUAGUAUCUUUAUUAUCUUAUAUUAUAUUUAACUUUAGUAUGAUGUUUUUUACUUUUUGUUACUCUUCUUAAGUCUGACUUUGUUUUUAUUUAAAUAAUUAGCUUGAAUAAUAUUUUAUUUCAUAUUUCAGUUUAUUCUAUUCAGUUAUUUCUGAUUGCAAUUGCUUCUUGUGAAAAAAUAAUUAUUAUCUUUAAUCUAAUUAUAUAAUAAUAAAAUAUGACUUAUAUAUUUCAGUUAACAAAAUACAUAAUUAUUCUAUCAUAAAUUAUUUAAAAUUUGUGUUUAAACCCUGCUACUUGUUCUCCUACAAGAUUAUAAACAAUCUGAGUUUAGCAGACACCUAUCAAAAAAUUUGAAUAACAUAUCUCUGAAUCAUAAAAUUAUUAAGUUUGCUCUGACUAAUGUUAUUAAUCUAUUAAUUGUUUAAAAUUAUUUUAUUUUUUACACUGGCUGUUGUUUAUAUUAUUACAUAUGUAUUUAGUUAAGAUUAAAUAUUAUCCACAAAUGCUUAAAUUAAGUUGUGAAAUGCACACACAAAUAGUCCUAAAAUAAAAUAAAAAUGGCCAAAGCCUAAGUUCCUUAUACUAAAAUAUUUAGAUAGUUAUUAUGAACUAAAAUCAUUUAUAAAUUAUUUUUUUAGAAAUUUAAUUGAAAAAAAGGAUGUUUUGUUAAUAUAUUUUCUCAAGCUAACUUUAUUUUUGUUUUGCCAAAAAAAUAAUUAAGUAGAAAAUGUGUUCUUUGAUAUCAUAAAACAUACCUGUAUUAUUAUUUUUAAAACAUAUUUGAAAAUAAUUAAAUGAAAAUAGCAGUUUCGUAAAAUAUUAAUUGAUCAUUUUUCAUUAUAAAUAAUCAAUUAUAAUGGCAUUUAUGGAGUAGGUUGUGAACAGACCUUAAAUAUUUAAACAGUUGAGACAUUUGGGUAUUAUAUAAAACAUUUCCGAAUAACCAUGAAUUUUUUUUUAAGUAUUAUAUUUUUGUACGCUCUUGUUCUACUCAUUUAAUUGAAUUUUUGAGUAUUAUUUUUCACGAAAUUAAUAAGUUUAUCUAUCAUCUGGUAAUAUUUCCCAUUAUUUAUUAAUUCAUGAUUCAUAUUUGCCUAAGUAAAAAUACCUUUGCCAAAAUUGUAAAUUAUUUUUACUCAAAAAUGAUAACAUUUUGUGUUUAAAAAGUGUCUGUUUUUAAAUAAAAAUUAUUUUUCACUGUCAUAGAUCUAUAAUUAGCCAAUAUAGUUUAAGAUCUCUAAUAGCACGUAAGUUGUGAUUAAAUCAAUAAUAAUAAAAUAAAAACAUUAAUAAUAUGAGUGAUACUUAAUGAGUUUCAUAGAUUAAUAAGAUUUAUUAAUAGGUAUCAUAAUAAAUUAUACAAUGUGCUAAUAUUUUGGUUUUCUACAUAACUUGAGUUAAAUUUUAUUUGUUGUAACCAAUUAUAUUAGCGAUUUUGUUUUUUUCUGUUUUAAAUAGAUUCAGAUUUUGUUGUGUUCAUUUUUAAUUUAACUGUUUUAUUGUUAUCAUUAUAAUAUAGCAUAUUUUUAAGAAGGUUAAUUUACGAUAAUAUUAUGAUUUUAUUUCUCAACCAGGAGUUUAAUUGUAGGUAAUAAUUAUUGUACCAUAUUAACAAAAUCUGAUUAUUUUUAAAGUAUUAAUUUUUUGAAGACAAGACAACAUUGUCGUCAAAAGACAUAUAAUGUGUAUACUUAUGUUAUGGUUAGCGGUUUUAUAUUGUUGUGCUAAAUGCUUAAGUUGUAUAGAUUUAUAAAUCUGAGCAUGUAUUAGACCAAAUGUUUAGUCUUUUACAUAGUGUUGAAAUAGUAAUUUUCUUGUGGACUUAUGAUAUUAUACAUUUACCAAAAUCGAUCUCAAUUUAAAGAAUACAAUGAUGUCUUUAAACAAAAUAAUUUUAAAAUAUUGUAAUGUUUUUAAAGUAAAUGCAAAUAAACAAGUUUAAUUUCAAAAAUCUAUUUACCAAGUAAAAUAUAUAUAAAUAAUAUAUUCACAAUUGGUUUAAAGUAAUAAAUUGGAGAGAAAAAAUUGUUCUCAUUACCUAAUUUAGUCCAUUUUAGAAUUAUUAUCUAUCUGUUGACUUGUAAAAUGGAUAACAAAUGUAUACUUAAAACAUCCUUUUUCUGCCAGCGUUUAAUUGAAAUUACUAUUAUUGUUGUCAAACAUGCCUGAUGCUUUGUUCAUGCUUUUAUUCCAAAACAAUUAGUGAUGAGUUAUAAAUUAUAAUAGGCAUGUAAUUGGUGCCACUGUGUUUGUUUUGUUAAAUCGUUGUGUUUCAAAUCGGAUAUAAACUGUUGAUUAUUAUUGUUUAGUAAUAUGAUAAUACAAUAUGAUAUAUGUAGAGAUACCUAUAUAUGUUUAUUUAUUGAUGUUCGAAAAUGUUAAUAUUUACCUAUUCUGAUGGCCUAUGAUUACUAUUUUAUAUAUUAUUUAGUUGUGUACUUGUGUAUAAGUGUAUAACACAUAUUUUAUUUUAUUCUUUUAGAUGUAUAAAAGCAAUAAUUAAACGCUUAAGAUUAUUUAUUUGUACAAUACUUAUGUAUAUUGUCCACACACAUGUCAAAAUAAUAAAACGUCCUAUAUAAU
This is a messenger RNA of Rhopalosiphum padi (bird cherry-oat aphid), 5575 nucleotides long. Its product is annotated as ras-specific guanine nucleotide-releasing factor RalGPS1-like. Gene Ontology annotation, cellular component: plasma membrane. Bases 599 to 2443 code for a protein of 614 amino acids. Gene Ontology annotation, molecular function: guanyl-nucleotide exchange factor activity. NCBI's taxonomy places the organism in Eukaryota, Metazoa, Arthropoda, Insecta, Hemiptera, Aphididae. Gene Ontology annotation, biological process: Ras protein signal transduction; positive regulation of GTPase activity. The transcript has 14 exons. The record is from RefSeq and is a predicted model, not a curated record.